AUGAAAUGUUUGUCAGUAGCCAAGCCAACAACAGUCAGUCUAUCGUUGGUGCACAACCAGACAGACUCCAAACAACUUCUCUUGGCCCUUGUGCCAGCAGACCAUCCGCUGAUGACCUAUACGAGAAUAGGGCCUGUAAACAACUUCCGUGUUCACUAUGCUUCUUCCUAUUUCGCCACUUCUAUCCAGCAUAAUGGGGAUGGCGAGUCGAAUAGAGAGUGGAGAAGAGAAAUUGGCGUAGACGGUCGAGUUUCCUGGUACAGCAGGUUGAAGCUGGCCUUGAAUGAUAUGAAGUGGGUGCAGGUAGAGGCGGAUUAG
Messenger RNA from Protopolystoma xenopodis, 318 nucleotides. Lineage: Eukaryota; Metazoa; Platyhelminthes; Monogenea; Polystomatidea; Polystomatidae. The record is from the annotation of a GenBank genome assembly.